GUCCUUGUCUUCCUCCUCAAUCUCUCGAUCUCCUGAACUCUCGAUCGGCAUUAAACCUAGGUCGAAGCCUUGAAGUCGCUCAGGUACUGGGGGGUUUUUGGUGUUACCCAGGAGUGCCGUAUAGAUUCUAGUCAUAUCUGCGAACUUGUCCGCGGAGGUGGAGGGUGGGCAUGUGCCUAUAUUGCGAGCAAUUUGUUAGUUGGGCUUAUAGAGACAGAAACACACAAUGCUGCACUUAUGAUCCCACAUACCUUGAUAUAAUUUUCCAACAUCUGUCGCCCCACCCGGGGAGUCAAUCGACCAGGAACAAUAUGAUCGCAGCGUGGUGGAUUUGUCCCAGGUGUCAAGCCGCCCACCUUUCCCAACCGGCCUGGCAUCCUCAUCUCCGCUUCGAUCAUACUAGCUGGCAGGCGCAGGCAGGAUUUUAUAGCCACACGAUCUUCAUCGUUGAGCGGACGGAAAGUAAUAGUUUGCUUCAUGUGAUCAUAAUCAGCCAUGAGAAUGUUGGCAUAGGGCGGCUGAAUAAUCCAGUUAUGAACAGUAGAUGGCCUGGCGUGGAGCAUGCACUGCAAGAGCUCGAUAGCUUUAGCAUAGCUUUCAAAAGACGCUGGAAUAUCGUUGUUUCUGAGUGACGAGGACAUUCUUCUGUUCAUAUAUUCGCACCUCCAUUUCCCUGGAUGUUGCGGAUCCUCCCACUCGACUCGAAUGGCAAGUGACUGAGCUUGCUCCCAGUUUCGGAACCUAGGAAUGUAUGGCAAUCGC
Periconia digitata is the source of this 762-nucleotide messenger RNA. The record is from the annotation of a GenBank genome assembly. Lineage: Eukaryota; Fungi; Ascomycota; Dothideomycetes; Pleosporales; Periconiaceae.